This is a messenger RNA of Prorocentrum cordatum, 2352 nucleotides long. The record is from the annotation of a GenBank genome assembly. Lineage: Eukaryota; Dinophyceae; Prorocentrales; Prorocentraceae.
AUGGCCACGAUCGACAAAGGCGAGCUCGCGCUACGACAAGUGGAAGAGAAAUAUUCUUGGGAGAACCACUGGGAGAACCGCAACCGCGAGAAGGAUUUCCAAUCUUUCUUAUCUAAGUUGCAGCGUGCUGGUAAAGCAGCUGGGGGUUUGGCUGGGAACGACUCGGCGACUGACCUCUCCGCCAGGAUCUUCACAGAGGCUGACAAGUGGGAGUGCAGACAGGAGCUACUUGACAAGGUGGGCGGUAAGCCACGGGAGUUUGCCUCGUUUGUCGCCUCGCCCAUCGAGGCGAAACUAUUCGACAUGCUGAAGUCUGCGCCCGACGACCUGAUGUCUACGAUUCUCUCGAUGAACUUGCAUGCGCUGGUGGAGAAGGUCGGGACCCACGAGGAUUACAUCAGCAGCAUCUUGAAUGUGCUCCAGUUCGACGAGGCGGCGCUGGGGGAGAAUCACUUGAACGUGCCCAUGUUGGGCUUGUCUUGCGAGGCCAGCAGGGCGAGGGAGAUGGCUGGGAAGCUUCAGGUGUCCAUUGUCUUGGCCUUAGGGAACGUUGUGUUCAAGCUGUCGGACGAAUCGUCGAUUGGUGCCAUCGCCAAGGCGAUUUCAGAACGUUGCCCGAAGCUCAUCGAGGACAUCGCUGACGUGGACGCUUGGGGCGAUCAGCUCGUGUGUGGCCUGACGCCCCAAGCAGCCGUGGAUUUGGGCGCCGUGGCGAUCGUCGGCCAGGUCGUUGACGCCAGGAGGAACGUCGACCUCCAAGGCGAGUCCGUGCCUAUCCAGCACUCUACCCGACUUGCGGCCAUGGCAUUACUCAAGAAUGCGUCGAAGCUCUCCCCCAGAAUGAAGGUGAAUUUCAAAUCUCUCGGUGGAUCUCAUGCUACGCAUGGCAAGCAGGCCUGGGACACGAUGACGAACUUGAGCGAGAUGCAUGCCAAGCAGUGCGAGAACAUGUUUCAGAAUAGGUUCGCGGGGAGGGUCAAGGAGAUGAUCAAGAGGGGUGAUGGUGGCAGGCUCGAGGAGGCGUACGAGGUACUGGUGGAGAUAUGCUCUGAUGGUGUUUCUGAGGCAAAGCAGUUCGGCGACGUCUUCUGCCAGGGAGGGCUUACUAUUGAUUCGCAGGAGGGUCGAGAUAUGUUUGGCCUGGGCGCGAAGUUCAUCGAGGUGUCGCUAAAGGUGUUCAACGAGGUCGUCGACCUCACCGACUCGUUCAAGGACCUUGUGGAGGGCAUCUACAGUGGGAGCGGUUACUCACCAGAGCUACCAGAUAGGCAACAGCCCCCCGAGGAUGAAGUGCCAGACCUGUGGGACAUGGCCAACGUGUUCUACCACAUCUUCAAAAUCCUGGAGCACUUCAGCCCGCCGGCUGAGGAAGCAUGCGUCCUCUUCCAUCUCACGAACCACCUCGCUGUCACGAUCAAGCUUGCGGAGGCCAGAGACAAGGAGAUCCUGCCCGACCCCACUGAGAUGAUCAACAAAUGGACGGAGGCACCCGCUCAAGGGAUGAAAACGCUCACUAACUUGCUGACCAUCAAGAAAGACAUCCUACCUCCUGGAGCUGUUGACGUUUUGAAGGUGGCGGUGAUCUUCGAUAGGGUUUUAAGCGCAGACGAGCGCCAGAAGGCGGGCCGUUCCGUUAGCCUCAUUGACGUCAACGACUUGCUGAGUUCCAUGUCCUGGGCUUUGACUCAGUUUGUAUCUGCUUGCGAGAAGCACGCAGUGUUCGACCGUGUCUACCAGCAGGGCCUCAAGGAGUGGGAUGCGCUCGUUGCACAGCAGAAGACUGCGAUGGCAUUCAUUUCAAGCUUGCAGGGCGAUUGGAUCGCCAACUACUCCAACGACCUCAACGUGGCCAUCGAGAAGUGGGACUUCACGGACGUGGCUUUGCUCAAUGGCGGCGCGGACCCCAAGGUGAAGCAGCUCGGGCAGCAGAUCGCGAACGCCGUGGCCCAGUUCCCCACGAAUGAGAAGAUCAUCGGCACAGUUGUGAAGAGCGUUGAUUGGCACAACCCCGACAAGAGGCAGGAGAUCGAGGAGCUCCAGGCAAUGAUCCGCCACCGCAAGGGUAUCUUGGAGAAGAGCGCGGUGUUGGCGGCUUCCAUCGCACUCGUUCGCCUCGUCACGACCACUGAUGGGAAGCCUACCUUGGCCGACUACGACCAGACGACGAAGUGGGUGAAGGUGAACUUGAACGUGCAGCUCGAGAACCUCCCGCCGAACCUCAACCGCCACCUCGGCGAGUUCAAGAGCCUGCUCGCUGGCGCCCCCGUCAACAAGCCUCCGGCGGAUGUUGCGAGCAUUGCGAGCGUUUCUACGGCACCGUCGGGGAGCAGCAAGAAGAAGUGGGCCACGUCG